Messenger RNA from Pseudomassariella vexata, 2417 nucleotides. RefSeq names its product CENP-Q, a CENPA-CAD centromere complex subunit-domain-containing protein. Gene Ontology annotation, molecular function: DNA binding. The coding region runs from base 155 to 2029 and encodes 624 amino acids. The record is from RefSeq and is a predicted model, not a curated record. The transcript has 2 exons. Lineage: Eukaryota; Fungi; Ascomycota; Sordariomycetes; Amphisphaeriales; Pseudomassariaceae.
ACUGGAGGUUGCAUCUGGUAACAUCCCUGCUUGUUGUGGCCCAUUUCGUAACCAAUUGCACCAGCCACAUACUCAGCGUAAGGCGGCGGUUGCGCUUCAAGCUAUUGGGACACCUAACAUUCUACAUGGUUCGACUGUAUAAUAUGCGGUAGAAAUGGCGACUGAAGCCGCAAACCAAAAGCGGAAGCGCGGCCGACCCGCAAACAAGAACGCGUCUCGAGACGGCAAAAGCGCGUCGCAAACACAACUGAUCCUGACGAACAACGGUUCAAUGGCUAAACCCCCGAACGACACCGUAGAGGCAGAUGGGGAGGAGGAUGCGCGCCCGAGAAAACGCGGAAGGCCAACGAAAUCAGGUCCCUCUUCGCAGCCCCAGGCGCCAGUCGCAAGCCAAAACGAGCCUCGAAAGAAGCGCGGGCGGCCAUCAUUGUCGCAACAAAAGGAAGUGGAGGAUGGGGAGAACGGACCGGACGAAACUACCGUUAGAGAGCAGCCGAAAAGGCGAGGGCGACCCUCAGUGUCGAAACUCCCCGACCAUGAAGAUGCACUCAACGAGGCAGAGGCGACAGCAGACAAGCCAACACCAAAGAGGAGAAGUCGACCCCCUACGAAAGCUCCUGCUCUUGCGGAGAAUGAGGUAGACGUCGAGGAAGCAGAUGACGAGAACCAGAUCGACUCAAGCGUUCUUCGCCGUAGUGGUCGAGAUCGCAAGGCCGUGGGCGAGUGGUACAAUGCCACACCUCCAGGUAAGCCCAAACAGGCAGCGCCAGGUCCCGCUGCAGAAGAUCCCGAAGACGACCUCCCUGAAGAUGACUCGAAUGUCCUACGAAGCAGCGCUCGAGAAUGGAAGUCUGUUAGAAAGCCGUCCAAGGGGACGCAAUACGAUGAACAGCACGACGUGGAUCGAUCUACGGAACGGCCCAAUGCACAUCCUGAGAAGGCGACGAGAAAGAGACGUCGACCAUCUGUGGACAAAGCACCAGCUGAUAACACGGACUACGAGGCUGGUUCUAGGCCGGCCAAAAAGAAACGUGGCCGCCCGUCACUAAAUAAACCUACUAAGGUGGAUAUGUCGUCCAAACCGAAGCCACGGAAAAAGGGCAGGCCAACACCCGGCGAGGUGCCUACUGCCACAUCUGAUGAAACUUUUGGAAUGCAAAUAAAGCAAAAGAGGCGACAUAGAACACACCCAUCAGACAGCACUGCCACCAAAGCUAAGAAAUCACGGCAGCCUGCCGACAACAAUCGCUCCGUGUCUCCAUCCCCGCCGCCGCUCUACCGGCACCUAAGGACCCGUACCCGCCAGAUUCCACGUCACCAUAUAACCAACAAAUGGACGGCACUUGAUGCACCGUCGAUAUCCAGCGUCACAACCCUUCUCCAAUCCGCCUCGCGUCCCGUCCUCCUGCGCCUAAACAAUCUGCAGCGACACGCCCAAGCCACAGCAGCUCUCAACGCCAUCAGCAAUCGUCUAUGUUCAAAGCUGGCACGCGGUCUACCUUUCCCGCCGGCCACGACGGCCAGCAAGCGCGAGGACGAGCUCGAGUUCGAGCGAACAGUGGCCGAGAUCGAGACGCUGGAGGCGCAACUUGACCCACUGCUUCACAGUGUCGAUCUGCUCAAGAAGGAAAAGGAGCGCGCUGAGAGAGAGUUGGAGAGAGAGUACAGGGUCCUCGGCGAACUGAGCGCUAAUGCUCGGGCUCAGGGCAAGAAAAGGAAAGAGGAGCUGCGCAGGAUUCAUGCGCUUGUCCCUGAACUGAGGAGGGAUGGCGCAUCAUCAAAUGACGGUAGUGGGCUGGGUGAGAUAAAACCAGCGGAAAAGUAUGCCGCGAAGACGUUCACGGACUUGGAGGAUGACGACUUGAAAGGUCUGGGGGAGCAGAUUGCGAGUCAUAUGGAGAGCAUGAAAGGGAACCUACAGCACAUUGAUGGCGUUGUGCCGGCUAUUGCGGAUAGUGCCGCCGCCUUGAGGAUGGCCCUUUUGCCACAUUUGGAUCAGGAUCAGUUUGACCAGGUGUUGUUUGGCUAGAGAUGAUACCAUGGGGAUAGAGGACACAGGGAUGGAGAUGAUGACUUAUGAUAUAAGCUGUAUGCUUAGCUUGCUGCUCGUUCUCAAAAAACAUUCUGUACUAUGAGACAACCCUUGGCAACCAACCAUUGAGCCGGUAAUGACGAAUGCAUCGAGGGACUCGUGCCAUCUCUCAUCGGGCAAACUUGUAUGCUCUUAUGUGGUGUUGUGAAGUUCUACGUCGUUUCUUACUACGCUUAUCUGGAAUUGUAACACAAGCCUGUGACUCGAAUCCAUAAUAUCCAGUCGUCGUAUAUCCCCUUCUGAAGUCACUUUUCUUUGAGCCGUUAUCCGCCAGAAGCACCUAUCCCCCCAGCCCCCCAGAUAUUUGACAAGCGCAUGGCAAAAC